Molecule: messenger RNA, 4100 nt
Organism: Siniperca chuatsi (mandarin fish)
Lineage: Eukaryota; Metazoa; Chordata; Actinopteri; Centrarchiformes; Sinipercidae
Gene: rela
Product: v-rel avian reticuloendotheliosis viral oncogene homolog A
Exons: 11
Coding region: 757-2562 (601 amino acids)
Biological process (GO): non-canonical NF-kappaB signal transduction; cellular response to stress; innate immune response
Cellular component (GO): cytoplasm
Molecular function (GO): RNA polymerase II cis-regulatory region sequence-specific DNA binding; DNA-binding transcription factor activity, RNA polymerase II-specific
Source: RefSeq, a predicted model, not a curated record
UUCGUGUCUAGAAUAUGGAUAGGAAGAGGACAGUGAAAUUGAAGAUAAAUUCAUAUAAAAAAAAAGUCCAAAACGUAUGUGACAGACAGUCAUAAAAAGCAUGCCUUUGUUGGGGCAAUUAGAGUGAAAGUGACUCACACAAGUGUCUCAGAUGCUUCAGCUUUGAUAUUAGUAUAUUCAGCGUUCAGUGAUUUUAUGAAGGACAAUUUGUGGUGAUAUGGCAGACAUUUACUUUCACUUUCACAACAUCAGCCUCAAUAAAUAGGCAGGGAUGUCUUUCAAAUACAUAGUCAAAAGUGCAAGUGGCCUUUAUGCUUUGUCUAAGAGCCAUGUUGAUUCACAUUAAUCUUACAUAAUAUAACUUUAAAUAAUUAAUGUGGUGGUUUCCCCCAUUACAUUUUACAUUUGUCCCCGCCUGGACAAAAGCUAAAAGUCAGAUUAAUUUUCCACAUUUGUUUGGUCUGAGGCUGGGACGCAGUCAUGGUACAACUGUGAAAGCACCCUACUCAUGCUUUCAAAUUGCUAGCUGAUGGGCGGAGCUUUGGCCACCUGACCUGUGUUACACCUUGCUUCUUUCUAUGAAUCUCAACAAUUCAUUAACCGAGUAACUGAAACUUGAGCGCUGCCUGCUCUUCACUCACAACGGAGGCUCCUUGCUACAAGGCAGGUGUGUAUGGAUGGGGCCUGACCCCACUCAACCCAGUCCAAACAGCAAGCCCCUUCAUAGAGAUCAUCGAGCAGCCAAAGCAGAGGGGGAUGAGGUUUAGGUAUAAGUGUGAGGGACGUUCAGCUGGCAGCAUCCCCGGUGAGAAGAGCAAUGACACCACUAAGACCCACCCAGCCAUCAAGGUGCACAACUACAGCGGCCCCCUGCGUGUUCGCAUCUCAUUGGUGACGAAGAACGCACCGCACAAGCCUCACCCCCACGAGCUGGUGGGGAAAGACUGCAAACAUGGCUACUACGAGGCUGACCUGCAGGAGAGGCGAAUACACAGUUUUCAGAACUUGGGCAUACAAUGUGUCAAGAAGAAGGAUGUGAAUGAGGCCAUCACUUGUAGGCUGCAGACCAAUAAUAACCCCUUCAACAUUCCCGAGGCGAAGGUGUGGGAGGAGGAGUUUGACCUGAAUUCAGUUCGGCUUUGCUUCCAGGCUUCCAUCAAUCUGCCUACAGGGGAGCUGUUUCCUCUGGAGCCUGUGGUAUCGCAGCCCAUCUAUGACAACAGGGCCCCAAACACAGCUGAGCUGAAGAUCUGCCGAGUCAACCGCAACUCUGGAAGCUGCAAAGGAGGGGAUGAAAUCUUUCUGCUGUGUGACAAAGUGCAAAAAGAGGACAUCGAGGUGCGUUUCUUCCAGGACGCCUGGGAGGGAAAGGGCACUUUCUCGCAGGCUGAUGUCCAUAGGCAGGUGGCCAUUGUGUUCCGCACACCGCCGUACCGCGACACUAACCUCUCUGAGCCUAUUAGAGUCAAGAUGCAACUCCGCCGGCCCUCUGACCGUGAGGUCAGUGAGCCAAUGGACUUCCAAUACCUGCCCGCUGACCCAGAUGAAUACAGGCUGAGUGAGAAAAGGAAGCGUACAGGGGACAUGUUCCAGAGCCUGAAGCUGGGGCCCAUGCUGUCUAGUGUGUCCAUUCCACAAGACAGACGGCACAUAAGCCCAGCAAGGAGAACAGUCACAGCUAAGCCUCCAUCAAUGAAUGCACAAGCUGCAGCUGUGGUCCCCCCUGUAAGUGGAGCGAAAUCCCAACCCUCCUACUCAUACAGUCAGCCAGGCCACCUCUUCUCAGUCCAGCCCAAGGUAGAGGCCUCCCCUUCCAUCUCCGCUGCAACUACAAGCCAAACAUGGAGGAUCAUGGAGAGCUUGAACCUGGGCCCCCAGCCCAAAGCCACUCCAGUGCCCAACUUCACAAUGAGCCAGGCACCAGCCUCCUCUUCCACCACCACUUCCACUGUCAACCAGGACUACUCAACCGUCAACCUGUCAGACCUUCAUGAAUUUUUUCCCAACAUUUCCUCGGCCAUCGCCCAGGAGCCGGCAGCUUCUCAGGGAAGCACGGCCUCCUCACAGACCAGCAGCUCCUUCACCCUCCAGGGCUCUCAGUUCCGGGUGGACGUACCACUUGUGGACGAUGAUAUCCCAGAGUUCCCUAGCUUUUCCGAAGCCCAGGCCCCAGGCACGCUGGACAACCUAAACAUGGAUGAUUUUGAGGACCUUCUGAACCCCCCCCUCAUGAGUGAGAGUGGGAACGGCACCUCAGUGUUGGCUCAUGCUUCAUGCCAACAAGCUGCCCCUCCCAGCUCCUCUACUGCUCCCCAGAACAGUGCAGCAUCCCAGAACACUUCUGACCCUACCAGCAACUCAGGAAGCACCUGGAUGAAUUACCCCAACAGCAUCGUCAACUUGCUACAGAAUGAGGGCAUGAUGGACAUUGCAUCCAACAACAACCACCGGCCCGCUGUGCUGGAUGAGUUUGAUGAGUUGAUGUCUGCUGACGAGGAUCGUCUUAUUUCCAUUUUUAACAGUGGAAGCCAAGCUGGGUUUGUGUCAGGACAUCCGACUUAGUUCGACCAUGUGAUUUUAUUAUGGACAUAUUUACAUAGACCACUUGUAUCUGUUCCCUUUAGCCGUCAGAACUAAAACUCCUUUGUUGUCACUAAAGACAAAAAAGGACACAAGAUGGAUAUAAAGGGCUGUAAGAGACAGAAUGUAGCAAAACUGCUCACUGGACAUGCUUAUUGAAAUACCAGCAAAGUCUCUUUAUGGUAUUAAAUUAGUGGGUUUUGCUAGGCCUUAUAUACAGUUUGUCUGACAAAUGAUAAAAUACAGGGCUGAACAUAAUCAGAUUUCAUCGCCCUUGUUAAGUUUAUGUUUAGCAUCAAUCUUUUUCAGCCACUGAUGUUAGAAGAUUAUCCACAAAUGUUUGUCUUAUAAAGACAAUCUGAUCAGAUGCAUUGCUUAAGGCAUCUGUAUAAGUGUUCUCCUGUUGAGGUUAUUUUCUGUGGAACAUGUUAAGCAUGUUUUUGUACUGCCAUUUUAAAUAUUCUGGUAGCUCUGGUCAGUGUUAAUGUAAUUGUCACUGUCUUUAAGCGAAAUGUGUAAGUUUAGUCUGCCUUUUUAUUUUAAACAAAUUGGCUGGUAUUCUUAGUGAGAAUUUAAUCAGUUAAUCAGUCUAUGCAAAUUAUGUCCAUCGUCCUUUUAAUUACAUAUCCUCUUGAAAUACUUUGGUCCUUAAAGGUCCAGUGUGGAACAUUUAGGAGGAGCUAUUGGUAGAAAUGGAAUAUAAUAUUUAUAAGUAUGUUUUCAUUAGUGUAUAAUCACCUUAAAAUAAGAAUGGUUGUAUUUUCAUUACCUUAGAAUAAGCCGUUUUUAUCUAGAGGGAGCGGGUCUCCUUUCACGGAGGUUGCCAUGUUGCACCACCAUGUUUCUACAGUAGCCCAGAACGGACAAACCAAACACUGGCUCUAGAUAGGGCCGUUCACGUUUCUCACGGCCACCAUAGUUUCUCACACGCUUGGAAAGGGAGGGUGAGGCGGGCGGUAUUCACAUGGUUGCAAUCUGUAAUUUCACUGCUAGAUGUCACUAAAUCUUACACACUGGACCUUUUUAAUAGAAUGUUUUCAAAAUUUCUGAAGGUCAGCAGUAACUGUAACAACUUUAUUAUACACGUGCCUUUUGUUGAGCCUCAACAAAAUGUAGUAAUACGUUAAGUACCAAAUGAAGGUCUACAUGUAAAUAAUUAUCAAACAAGCAACAUUAAUAAGUACAUGCUAAUAGCAGAGAAGCAUACAAGAGGUCCAUGCAUUACAUUCAUGGAGCUGUAUCAGAUCUUGUUGUUGUGUCUGGCAAUAUAAUUUCCUCUGGUCUCUAAUCAGUUUUUUUACAGUUAUUUCAUAAAUAAUGGUUUAACUGUUUUGCCAGUAUCUGUUUCAGAUCUGUAGGUCAACUUGCUAUUAGUAAAAUAUGCUUUACUGAGAUAAAAUUUACAGUUUUAUACUGUAGGAUGUAAAAAGAUUAUACUAUGCCUUUUUUGCUGUAAUGAAUGAAUAAUUCUGUUAAGUUCCAAAACACUUUUCCUGGCAAUAAAAACCACAACAUAUUAA